Colletotrichum godetiae is the source of this 498-nucleotide messenger RNA. RefSeq lists its product as uncharacterized. The record is from RefSeq and is a predicted model, not a curated record. The transcript has 4 exons. Lineage: Eukaryota; Fungi; Ascomycota; Sordariomycetes; Glomerellales; Glomerellaceae. Bases 82 to 399 code for a protein of 105 amino acids.
AGAUAGAGAGAGAGAGAGAGAGAGAGAGAGAGAGAGAGAGAGAGAGAGAGAGAGAGACAGAGAGAGAGAGAGCAUGGCGUCAUGCAUCUGGCAAGCGAGCAUUUGAUGGUUUGGCAUUCGAGCAUUCGACUCAUUGCAUGGGCUUUAGGCGUUUUGCAUUUGCACUUUUUGUCUUUCUUCACGCCCACCCCUUCUCCCUUUCAGCUAGCUUUGCGAUUUUUUACCUUCAUUCCUUGUACGCGAUUGAUUGGCCUCAACCCUUCCUCAAGGCUCAGACUGUUUCGUGUAGCGGCUCAUGACACUGUACAAGCUCGCUGCCGUCAUGCUCUAGCAAGCGCUAUAGUAAGGAGCGGCUUAUUUCUCCCAUCUUGCUUCGAUAUGGCGGUCUGUUACCGGUGAUUGUAGAGUAGCGGGAUCAUUGAGCUUGAACGUUUCGUUUAUUGGUUGGACCGGGCCGUGAAGCAGGUGACAGGCCCAAUACGUCCCGACCGAGGUCUG